Molecule: messenger RNA, 823 nt
Organism: Austrofundulus limnaeus
Lineage: Eukaryota; Metazoa; Chordata; Actinopteri; Cyprinodontiformes; Rivulidae
Product: GTPase IMAP family member 7
Molecular function (GO): GTP binding
Source: RefSeq, a predicted model, not a curated record
CAAUGUCGCUUCCAAAGAACUAAAAUGUCUAACAAACAUGCUCUGCUUGGUUCAGAAGAAACUGAGGAAGCAGGUCUCAGGAUGGUUCUUSUUGGAAAAACUGGCUGUGGAAAGAGUGCAUCAGGAAACACCAUCUUAGGAAGAAAAGUUUUUAAAUCAAGGCUUUCUCCUUCAUCUGUGACAUCAGAAUGUCAAAAAGAAACUGGACAAUUCAGAGGUCAGCGUCUGUCAGUGGUUGAUACUCCAGGUUUGUUUGACAACUAUAAAAGUGAACGAGAAGUGAAGAAGGAGUUCUUCAGAUGCAUUUCUUUUCUUGCUCCUGGUCCUCAUGUGUUCCUGGUUGUGAUCCAGSCAGCCAGAUUCACAAAAGAAGAAGAAGAUAGUGUAAAGCUCAUUCAGAAGGCUUUUGGAGCAAAAUCAUCAGMUUACACCAUGGUUCUGUUCACUCGGGGGGAUGAUUUGGAGGCAGACAGGGUCUCAGUGGAACAAUUUAUUUCUGAAAAUSCAUCUCUCCGUAACCUCAUCCAGCAGUGUGGAGGAGGAUAUCACGUCUUUAACAACAGGAGUGAGGAUCCAUCUCAGGUCAAARAGCUGCUGGAGAAGAUCAGGAGGAUGAACGAUCUAAAUGGAGGAAGUUAUUACACCAAUGAGAUGCUGAAGAGAGCUGAGAAAGCCAUAAGAGAAGAAACGACAAAACUUCUGAAAAAACAGUCACAGAUGGGGCRGGCUGAAGCAAGAAGAAAAGCAGAAACAGAUAACAAGUUUAUUKUAGCUGCAUUGGGAACUGGUGCUUUAGGUUUUGUUACAGGUGUUCUUAUUGGAG